Molecule: messenger RNA, 367 nt
Organism: Verruconis gallopava
Lineage: Eukaryota; Fungi; Ascomycota; Dothideomycetes; Venturiales; Sympoventuriaceae
Exons: 1
Source: RefSeq, a predicted model, not a curated record
CCGCCGAAGCGGAGCAGCGUGUCAACACCAUGGCCGGUCCGUCGUGGCUAUGUCGCAAAACAACCAAAGUCCACCGACGGCGGGACCCGUCGACAGCCAACCCUCGAUCACUCAAGCGUCGCCAUCGCAGACAUCCCUUCCCUCUGCCCCCACCAAGAUUCCCGCAACACCUUCCACCUCACUUGCUAGCCCCCUUCUCGCGACGAGAGCUGCCUUGAAGCUUCAGUGCCGACGGAGGAGACAGCCUAGAACCGCGUCACGCCCGCAAAUGGGCGGUUUGCGCUCCAGCCAGUCCCCAAGACUUUAGGAAACGGGUUUGCCAGCGGCUAUCCGUCCACAGUCCACAGCGAGGCCUGCCACGUUCGCG